This is a messenger RNA of Stegostoma tigrinum, 8379 nucleotides long. Its product is annotated as utrophin-like. The coding region runs from base 5745 to 7118 and encodes 457 amino acids. The transcript is spliced from 4 exons. Gene Ontology annotation, cellular component: plasma membrane. Lineage: Eukaryota; Metazoa; Chordata; Chondrichthyes; Orectolobiformes; Stegostomatidae. Gene Ontology annotation, molecular function: zinc ion binding. The record is from RefSeq and is a predicted model, not a curated record. Gene Ontology annotation, biological process: synaptic signaling.
ACAGUGUCCUUCAUUGCGAGAGUGAUGCAGUUUAAAAAUCGGGAGGGUAUGCUACAGUUGUAUAGGGUGCUGGUGAGGCUUGGUGUGGAGUAGUUUGUACAGUUUUAGUCUCCUCACUUGAGAAAGGAUGUACUGGCACUGGAGGGGGUGCGAAGGAGGUUCACGAGGUUGAUUCCAGAAUUAAAAAUGUUGCUGUAUGGGGAGAGAUUGAGUAGACUCCGAUUGCAGUCACUGGAAUUUAGAAGAAUGAGGGGUGAUCUAAUAGAAACUUUUAAAAUUAUGAAACAAAUGGAUCGGAAAUUGUUUCCACUGAUGGGCGAAAUUCCAACUUGGGGGCACAGCCUCAAAAUAAGUGUGAACAGAUUGAAAACUGAGUUGAGGAUGAGCUUCUUCAUCCAAAGGGUUGUGAAUCUGUGGAAUUCUCUGCCCACUGAAACAGUUGAGGUUCCCUUGUUGAAUGUUUUGAAAGCCAAAACAGAUAGAUCUUUGAACAGGAAAGGAAUUGAGGGUUAUGGUGAAUGGGAGGGUAAGUGGAGCUGAGUCCGCAAAAAAGAUCAGCGGAACGAGCUGGAAGAGACAGAUGGCCUACUCCUGUUUUAUUUCUUAUGUCCGUACGUCCUUAGAUUGCCAUCCUUGUCAUUCCUCCUUCCCUGGAAUAGGCCAGUUCUGAACGCUGAUCAGUAGGUCUUUAAAUAACUCCCACGUAUCAAAUGUUGACUUGUUCAAUAAAAGCUCCUCCCAAUUAAUACUGCUCAGCUCCUACCUAACACUGAUGUAAUUUUCCCUCCCCCAAUUUCGUCCCUUCCCACAAGGUCCUGAUUAUCCAUGGCUGUCUUAAAAUGUAAGGAGAUGCGAUCGCCCAUUUAAGAAGCUCCUGGUUCACUGUUUUUCCCAAGUGGGAGUCAGCUACAGGCUUUCUUGUUCCACGAUGGGGGAGGAAAUGGCCGAGAGGUAUUAUUGCUGGACUGUUAAUUCAGAGACUGAGAUAACAUUCUGGGGACCUGUGUUCAAAUCCCAGCACAGCAGAUGGUGGAAUUUGAAUUCAAUAUAAAAGAAAAUCAUGAAUUAAGAAUAUAAUGAUGACCAUGAAUUCAUUGCCAAAUGUCAGAAAAACUCACCUGGUUCACUGAUGUGCUUUCGGGAAGGAAACUGCCACCCUUACAUGAUCUGGCCUACAUGUGACUGCAGACCCACAGCAAUAUGAUUGACUUUGAACUGUCCCCUGGGCAAUUAGGGACGGACAAUAAACACUGCGUAGCUCGGGAUGUCCUCCUCCCAUUAACAAAUAAAUAAAAUUGGAUUCUAGAUCUUCCGAUCCAAGAUCGUUUCUUGCUCUCAUACUAAUUUCUUUGCUUACAGUCACUUUCCCUCCUGCCUGUCUUUUUGGAAUGCCGUAUAGCCCUGCGCACUUAGCUCCAGUGUUGAUCUCCUUGUAACCAUGUCUUUGUAAUAGCUAUAAAAUCAUGCCCGUCAACCUAGAAAUGUGCUAUUAAUUUGUUGAUUUUGUUCUGAAUACAAUGAGCACGCAAGCAAAGAGCCAUGAAUUUAGCUUUAUCACUUGAUUUCACCUCUUGACACUAUUUACAGCUGUUUUCUGUUUGUACAUGCUUGUCUUUUCCAGUAGCACGCUGAGUAUUGUUAUCCCGAUAGUUCUUUCGUAUCAGUCCGUGUGUAUUCCUGGGCGAAUGUGCUCGUGUGGUCUCAGGAGUUGCGGAGGUCACGGCUCUGGGACAGCCGUUUCAUCGCUCUAUGCUGCAGGAAAAAAGCAAUGAAAGUGCCGUUAAUGUUUUGCACGGCGAGCUGCUGCACACUAACCGGUCUCACACCAUUACCAUCACCUUGCCCUUGUGAAGGCAGAUAUGGAUAAGGUUCUCAAAGCUGAUAGAAGAUUGAAACCACUCUAAUCCUGUGACGAUGAACCUACCCCGGAAGAGAGAGCCCAGAGAAUUGCCAAAGCUGUCCGCAAACAGUCAACAGAAGUGAAGGAAAAUUGGGAGCAAUUGAAAACCCGUGCGAGCAACUGGCAGAAACAGGUGGAAAAGGCGUUGGAGAAACUUCAAGAACUGCAGAAAGCGCUGGAUGAUCUUGAGGCUCAUGUGAUAACAGCUGAGGGGGUCCACACUGAUUGGCAACCUGUGGGUGACCUGCUUAUUGACUCAUUGCAGGAUCACAUUGAUAAAACCACAGGUAAGGACUAUCUGCAAAAUCUGAGAUUGGGUUUUGAAAGACAGCAGCCUUUGUUUUGGAGAGAUAAUGGGAACUGCAGAUGCUGGAGAACGCGAGAUAACACCGUGUGGAACUGGAUGAAGACAGCAGGCCAAGCAGCAUCUCAGGAGCACAAAAGCUGACGUUUCGGGCCGAGAACCUUCUUCAGAAAAUGGGGAGGGGGUGCGGGUUCUGGAAUAAAUAGGGAGAGAGGGGGAGGCGGAUGGAAGAUGGAUGGAGGAGAAGAUAGGUGGAGAGGAGAGUAUGGGUAGGGAGGCAGGGAGGGGAUAGGUCAGUCUGGGGAGGCCGGACAGGUCAAGGGAGCGGGAUGAGGGGUAAUAGGGGUGCGGCAUGAGGUGGGAGGGGGGAUGGGUGAGAGGAAGAAUAGGUUAGGGAGGCAGGGACGAGCUGGGCUGGUUUUGGGAUGCAGUGGGAGGACAGGAGAUUUGGAAGCUUGUGAAAUCCACACUGAUACCAUUGGGCUGCAGGGUUCCCAAGCAGAAUAUGAGUUGCUGUUCCUGCAACCUUCGGGUGGCGUCAUUAUGGCACUGCAGGAGGUCCAGGUUGGACAUUUCCUCUCAGGAAUGGGAGGGGGAGUUGAAAUGGUUCGUGACUGGGAGGUGCAGUUGUUUAUUGCAAACUGAGCGGAGGUGUUCUGAAAAGUGGUCCCCAAGCCUCUGCAUCGUUUCCCCAAUGUGGAGGAAGCCACAACGGGGACAGCGGAUGUUUUGGAUAUUUCUUAAGCAUUGAUUUUCAUUCAGAGUUGGUUGGAUUUUGCUGAAGCAAUAGACAUAACUCACUAUGACAUAGACAAUGUCAGAGUUAAUGUUUUGCGUCCUGUGACCCUUCCUCAGAUCUCAGUCUUCACUGAUGCUGCCAGACCUGCUGAGCUUUUCCAGCAACUUCUGCUUUUGUUGCUGAUUUACAGUGCCCACAGUUAGAACAUAGAACAUAGAACAGUACAGCACAGAAAAGGCCCAUCAGCCCACAAUGUUGUGCCGACCAUUGAUCCUCAUGUAUGCACCCUCAAAUUUCUGUGACCAUAUACAUGUCCAGCAGUCUCUUAAAUGACCCCAAUGACCUUGCUUCCACAACUGCUGCUGGCAAUGCAUUCCAUGCUCUCACAACUCUCUGCGUAAAGAACCUGCCUCUGACAUCCCCUCUCUACUUUCCACCAACCAGCUUAAAACUAUGACCCCUCGUGCUAGCCAUUUCUGCCCUGGGAAAUAGUCUCUGGCUAUCAACUCUAUCUAUGCCUCUCAUUAUCUUGUAUAUCUCAAUUAGGUCCCCUCUCCUCCUCCUUUUCUCCAAUGAAAAGAGACCGAGCUCAGUCAACCUCUCUUCAUAAGAUAAGCCCUCCAGUCCAGGCAGCAUCCUGGUAAACCACCUCUGAACCCUCUCCAAAGCAUCCACAUCUUUCCUAUAAUAGGGCGCCCAGAACUGGACGCAGUAUUCCAAGUGCGGUCUAACCAAAGUUUUACAGAGCUGCAACAAGAUCUCACGACUCUUCAACUCAAUCCCCCUGUUAGUGAAAGCCAAAACACCAUAUGCUUUCUUAACAACCCUGUCCACUUGGGUGGCCAUUUUAAGGGAUCUAUGUAUCUGCACACCAAGAUCCCUCUGUUCCCCCACGCUGCCAAGAAUCCUAUCCUUAAUCCUGUACUCAGCUUUCAAAUUCGACCUUCCAAAAUGCAUCACCUCGCAUUUAUCAAGGUUGAACUCCAUCUGCCACCUCUCAGCCCAUCUCUGCAUCCUGUCAAUGUCCCGCUGCAGCCUGCAGCAGCCCUCUACACUGUCAACGACACCUCCGACCUUUGUGUCGUCUGCAAACUUGCUGACCCAUCCUUCAAUUCCCUCGUCCAAGUCAUUAAUAAAAAUUACAAACAGUAGAGGCCCAAGGACAGAGCCCUGUGGAACUCCACUCACCACUGACUUCCAGGCAGAAUCUUUUCCUUCUACUACCACUCGCUGUCUUCUGUUGGCCAGCCAAUUCUGUAUCCAAGCAGCUAAGUUCCCCUGUAUCCCAUUCCUCCUGACCUUCUGAAUGAGCCUACCAUGGGGAACCUUAUCAAAUGCCUUACUCAAGUCCAUAUACACCACAUCCACAGCUCGACCCUCAUCAACUUUUCUAGUCACAUCCUCAAAACCUCGAUAAGGUUUGUAAGGCAUGACCUACCCCUCACAAAGCCGUGUUGACUGUAUUUGAUCAAGCCAUGCUCUUCCAGAUGGUCAUAAAUCUUAUCCCUCAGAAUCCUUUCCAACAACUUGCAGACGACAGACGUGAGACUUACCGGUCUAUAAUUGCCAGGGAUUUCCCUAUUUCCUUUCUUGAAGAGACGAAUUACAUUUGCCUCUCUCCAGUCCUCAGGUACGACUCCAGUGGAGAGCGAGGAUGCAAAGAUCUUCACAAGUGGCGAAGCAAUUGCAUUCCUCGCUUCCCAAAGCAGCCGAGGACAAAUCUGAUCCGGGCCUGGCGACUUGUCAAUCUUAAUGUUUGACAAAAUUUUCAGCACAUCAGCUUCGUCUAUCUCUAUCCAUUCCAGCAUGCACACCUGCUCUUCAAACGUUUCAUUCACUACAAAGUUGGUUUCUUUCGUAAAGACAGAAGCACAAGACUCAUUUAGGGCUUCCCCUACCUCCUCAGGCUCCACACACAAGUUCCCUAUGCCAUCCCUGAUCGGCCCUAUGACGCAGGCAAAACUCUAUCUCUGCAGGAAGCAUGAUGCUGUGUUCUCAAACUUCCCUGCCUUUUUGUCAUAUAAUAUUGUCUUUUUAGGACAGAAGUGGCUUUUUUUUGUUUGCUUUGACUUGUGCACAUACUUUCUAUGCAUGUUAAAAUUCUACACCUUUUCAGUUCACUGCAGUGCUGCAUAAUGAAGACUUGGAACAAUUUUUUUUUUAUAAAGUAGAAAAUCAGUGUGGUUUGUUUUCCAAAAUGUGAUGUGUAAGUGCAACACUUAACAGUGUGUUCAUCAAACUAUUGUUUCCUUUGAUCUUUGUGUUGCAGAAAUUUCUAGAAUCAUUUCAUAUAUAUUUUUCUUGAUAUAUUUAGCAGCUUUCCUGGAGCAAGUCUGGUUUCCUUCGGAUGAGACGACUUUCAGACAUACUCCCUUUAUUAUGAGAUUUAAUUGCAGUAAAAUGAGGAGGAUUUUUAUUCACUGAGACACACAUGACUAUAUGUUUAAAGCAUUGGAAAAUGCGUUCUGUUCGGACUGUCAUGUUAUCUGGUGUUUGUACCAGGCUUUCCGAUUAAAUGCAAGUGAUUAAGGAUGCUAAUGAUGCCACAUGUUAUUACAAGAGGAAAUGAACAUACAAGUCAGGAUUUUAUGCCACAUUUAUACAUAGCAUAUACCAUGCAGCAUGGAUGCAGUGACUGAGUGAAAUGGGAUGCAGUGACUGAGUGAAAUGGGAUGCAGUGACUGAGUGAAAUGGGAUGCAGUGACUGAGUGAAAUGGGAUGCAGUGACUGAGUGAAAUAGGGAUGCAGUGUCGGAGGGAAAUAGGGAUGCAGUGACUGAGACAAAUGGGAUGCACUGACAGAUGGAAAUGGGAUACAGUGCCUCAGUGAAAUGCUCACAACGAAUUGCCCCCUCCAGUCCUGACCCGCUCUCAGCAACUUGCCCCCUCCGUCCUGCCCCGCUCACAGCGACUUUCCCCAUCCGUCCUGACCCGCUGACAGCGAAUUGUCCCCUCCGUUCUGACCCACUCGCAGCGACCUGCCCCUACAGUCGUGACCCGCUCACACCGACUAGCGCCUGCAGUCCUGACCCGCUCACACCGACUAGCGCCUGCAGUCCUGACCCGCUCACAGUGACUCGCCCCUGCAGUCCUGACCUGCUCACAGCGACUUCUCUCUGCAGACCUGACCCACUCACAGCGAAUUACCCCUGCAGUCCUGACCCGCUCAUUGCGACUUGCCCCUGCAGUCCUGACCCCCUCUCAGCGACUCGCCCCUUCAGUCCUGUCCCAAUCACAAGGACUUGCCCUCUCCAUCCUUACCCGCUCACAGCGACUUGCCCCCUCAGUCCUCAGCCCCUCACAGCGACUUGCCACCUCAGUCUUGACCCACUCACAGCGACCUCCCCCCUCUGUCCUGACCCCCUCACAGCAACCUGCCCCCUCCGUGCUGACCCCCUCACAGCAACCUGCCCCCUCCGUGCUGACCCGCUCACAGUGACUUGCCCCUGCAGUCCUGGCCCCGACACAGUGACCUGCCCCCUCACUCCUGACCCGCUCAACAUUGAGGAAACCAAGCAGAGGCUUGGGGACCGCUUUGCAGAACACCUCCACUCGGUUCGCAACAAACAACUGCACCUCCCAGUCGCGAACCAUUUUAACUCCCCCUCCCAUUCCUUGGACGACAUGUCCAUCAUGGGCCUCCUGCAGUGCCACAAUAAUGCCACCCGAAGGUUGCAAGAACAGCAACUCAUAAUCCGCUUUGGAACCCUGCAACCCAAUGGUAUCAAUGUGGACUUCACAAGCUUCAAAAACUCCCCCUCCCCAACUGCAUCCCAAAACCAGCCCAGUUCUUCCCCUCCCGCGACUGCAUCACAAAACCAGCCCAGCUGUUCCCUUCCCCCGACACCAGCCCAGCCGUUCCCUUCCCCCGACACCAGCCCAGCCGUUCCCUUCCCCCGACUGCUUCCCAAAACCAGCCCAGCCUGUCUCCGCCUCCUUAACCUGUUGUUCCUCUCACCCAUCCCUUCCUCCCACCUCAAGCCACACCUCCAUUUCCUACCUACCACCUCAUCCUGCCUCCUUGACCUGUCCAUCUUCCCUGGACUGAACUAUCCCCUCCCUCCCUCCUCACCUGUACUCUCCUCUCUACCUAUCUUGUUUUCUCUCCAUCUUCGGUCCGCAUCCCCCCCUCUGCCUAUUUAUUCCAGUUCCCUCUCCCAUCCCCGUCUCUCAUGAAGGGUCCAGGCCCGAAAUGUCAGCUUUUGUGCUCCUGAGAUGCUGCUUGGCCUGCUGUGUUCAUCCAGCUCCGCACUUCGUUAUCUUGGAUUCUCCAGCAUCUGCAGUUCCCAUUAUCAGUGGCAUUUUCCGCUUCAUCAAAGUUUGUGCAAAAGCAACACGAUAUGGGGCGGCACGGUGGCUCAGCGGUUAGCACUGCAGCCUCACAGCACUGGGGACCCAGGUUCAAUUCCAGCCUCAGGCAACUGUCUGUGUGCAAUUUGCACCUUGUCCCUGUGUCUGCGUGGGUUUCCUCCAGGUGUUUCAGUCUCGUCCCACAGUCCAAAGAUGUGCACGCUAGGUGGAUUGGCCUUGCUAAAUUGCCCAUAGUGUUCAGGGGCGUGGGUCUGGAUGGGAUGCUCCAAGGUUUGGUGUGCACUUGUGGGGCCAAAGGGCCUGUUUCCACACUGUAGGGAAUCUAAACAAUCCUGUUCCGACACCUCCAUGUUAUAACCCUGCUGAUCACUGCACACAGAGAUGUUUGAUAACAAAAGGAUAACAAUAAUAUUCAAACCCAGUGCUGGAAAUGUAAUUUAAAUGAGUAUUUGAAAUACAGAGGCCAGUGUCGAUCUUCAAUUCAACUUUUAUUUACAAAUGAUCUGUCUUCAACUUUAGCACUGCCUCAUUCAGAGAUAGUUGCCAGGGUGUCAGCGUCUCUGACCCUCACACUUCUUAUCUGUCAGCCAGGGCUCCCUGAUUUGGGCUGUUCAUAUGGAGCAAUCAGUCAACUCUCAUUCUGAGAGGUUCAACUGGCCGACCUGGUCACAAACCAGUGCGGUGUGUUCAUCGAAAAUCAAACAUGUACUAGAAAGGUACCAUUACAUACUAGUGUAAAGGAAGGCAUGACGCUAAACUGGGGAGAGAAGGGAACUGCUAAUGGGGGGUGGCCCAGAGAGUAGAAGAAAAUCGAAUGGGAAGAUGUUACCAUUUGAGACUGAGGGAGAGAGAUGUAAUUGCCUGAAUGAGGCAUUGCAAUUGCGAAAUGGAUUUUUGUGUGUACACCAUGUUCAGUUUCCCCGAUCUGUGCUCCUCUUUAAAUCAUUAGUAUCUGAAAUUUCUGUAUCAUUUCCAAAUGCUCUGUCUCUAAUGUUAUGCUGUUGGAAUUGGUUGAACUGCAGAGAUAUCAUUUAUUUGCACAAAUGUGUUCAGUGAAAUGAGUUGCAUGCUAUAUAUGUAUUAUUCUUCCUGAUUCUAUUGUACGCACACAAAUUAAAGUUAGUUC